UUGAGUAACACUUCCUUGUUGCAGGGUGAAAAAAGAAUUGCCAGUAGUGGCCUCGAUCAAAUUGUUAAGCUGGUAGACAUUGAGACCGGACGAGGUGCGGUUGUUAUCAGUUUCCUGUCAUUUUGCUUUUUUAUAGGUUGCAUUAUAUUAAUUAAUUCAGAAUUUAAUAUGGGUGCGCAUAGCAAUGGAAUUCGCUGCUUGGAAUACAACGAUAAAACUGGCGUAGUCGUUACUGGAAGCUGGGACGCUACGGUCAAGACUUGGGACUCGCGAGCCACUGCAUCUGGAGGUCCUUUGCAAAGCGUUGGCGUGGGAGAUCGUGUCUAUGCGAUGGAUGUGCUCAAUGACAAAUUGGUCGUAGGAACUCGUGAUAGAAAGAUACAUUUGUUUGAUAUGCGUAAUCUUGGUACGCCAGAACAAGUUCGGGACAGUCCACUCAAGUUUAUUUAUAGAAGUAAAGAAGAUGGCGUUGAAUGCAUUUAUCCUGUAAAUGCUUUGGCUUUCCAUCCCAUCAAUGGAACUUUCGCUACUGGAGGUGUGUUAUUUAUAUCGCCGAGUCGGGUAUCCAUGUAUCUGUUUAAUAAUUUUUUGAAAGUAACUCUACGGGUAAUUUUAAGCUAUUACUUCUGUUGACU
This is a messenger RNA of Strongylus vulgaris, 635 nucleotides long. The record is from the annotation of a GenBank genome assembly. Lineage: Eukaryota; Metazoa; Nematoda; Chromadorea; Rhabditida; Strongylidae.